Messenger RNA from Brassica napus (rape), 1410 nucleotides. RefSeq names its product ubiquinone biosynthesis O-methyltransferase, mitochondrial. Gene Ontology annotation, biological process: ubiquinone biosynthetic process. The transcript is spliced from 9 exons. NCBI's taxonomy places the organism in Eukaryota, Viridiplantae, Streptophyta, Magnoliopsida, Brassicales, Brassicaceae. The record is from RefSeq and is a predicted model, not a curated record. The coding region runs from base 190 to 1119 and encodes 309 amino acids. Gene Ontology annotation, molecular function: 2-methoxy-6-polyprenyl-1,4-benzoquinol methyltransferase activity.
GGCUAGCUCAGAGUAGCCCAUAUACAUCAGUCACCACAUUCCUUUUAAAUUCCAAUUUUACCCCUCCCCUUCCAUCACUUUCUCUGCGUCGGCGGCGAAAAACCCGACGUCACUCACCGCCUUUUGCUACACUCCUACACGCCAUCUCUUCCUCAUCAUCUCGCAAUCGCUAUUAUUUUCUCGAGGAAAAUGAAUCAAAUGCAAAGGAUUCUCUCUGCUCGUCGACUAUCUCACUCAAUCAUACCUCAAUCGUGCUUUCUUCACCGGCGGUGGUUCGCGACCUCAGAAACUGAUGCUUCGUCGCCACCAUUGUCUUCCGCGCAUCAAAAGAUCCAAACUUUGGAAGACAAAGCUUCCAACAAAAGCCGAAGCACGGCGUUGACAACAUCUUCUCUUAAUGAACAAGAACUUGCCAAAUUCUCUGCCAUUGCUGAUACCUGGUGGCAUUCUGAAGGGCCGUUUAAGCCGUUGCAUCUGAUGAAUCCAACUCGGUUGGCUUUCAUCCGCUCCACCUUAUGCAGGCAUUUCAGUAAGGAUCCGAGUUCUGCUAGGCCUUUUGAAGGGCUGAGACUUAUUGAUGUAGGUUGUGGCGGUGGACUUCUUUCCGAGCCUCUAGCACGGUUGGGAGCAACUGUCACAGGGAUUGAUGCUGUUGAUAAGAAUGUCAAAAUUGCUCGUCUUCACGCUGAUAUGGAUCCUAUGACUUCAAAAAUUGAAUACCAAUGCACUACAGCAGAAAAGCUAGUGGAUGAAGGGAGGACGUUUGAUGCUGUUCUUGCCUUAGAGGUCAUCGAGCAUGUAGCAAACCCUGCAGAGUUCUGCAACUCGUUGUCAGCAUUGACCAUCCCCAACGGAGCCACGAUACUUUCUACAAUUAACCGCUCUAUGCGAGCGUAUGCAUCAGCCAUUGUUGCAGCAGAGUACAUUCUACAAUGGCUUCCUAAAGGCACACACGAGUGGUCAAGUUUUCUAACUCCUGAAGAACUUACUAUGAUACUACAACGCGCUUCAAUCGAUGUGAAGGAGAUGGCUGGAUUUGUGUACAACCCAAUAACAGGAAGAUGGUUAUUGUCAGAUGACAUAAGUGUGAACUUCAUCGCUUAUGGGACGAAAAAAUAAUGAUCUUGAAGACAUAUAAUCGAUUGUUCUUCAAUCUGUGUAUCUCUCUGCGCAUCUGCUUCUGGAAGUUUCUUAGGACAGGACAGUAGUUAAAUUUGAAAUAAGUGAGAGUAAUCCGAGGAUACCGUUCCAAACUUUAUUAUUAUAAGUUUACAAAGUGAAACAAUUAAGAAAUUGUCAAUGCUUACAAAAUACUGGGAAAAACAAAAGAAUCUGAUAUACAAAUUAAGUAAAUCCAGAUUUGUUUUUGUUUAUGUGUUUAUUAAAACUGAUGGCCAAGUUCUUCUUGCA